Molecule: messenger RNA, 1320 nt
Organism: Pseudopipra pipra
Lineage: Eukaryota; Metazoa; Chordata; Aves; Passeriformes; Pipridae
Product: tuftelin-like
Exons: 11
Coding region: 64-1305 (413 amino acids)
Biological process (GO): intracellular signal transduction
Cellular component (GO): intracellular anatomical structure; cytoplasm
Source: RefSeq, a predicted model, not a curated record
GGCGGGCGUGGCCCGUAUAGGCGGGCGGGCGGUGGGUCGCGCCCGGGCAGUCGCGGCGGGGCCAUGAACGGGCUGAAGGGCUGGUGCGCGGUGCUGGACGUGCGGCCCCACGGCGAGAGCCCGGAGAGCGUGAAGGUGCUGCGGCUGACGCUGCCCCACGAGCUGCCGGGCGAGCGGCGCCAGCAGGCCAAGCAGAAGCCCGUGGGCAAAGCCUUCGCCAUGGUGGCCAACAGGUCCAGCAACGGGCACUCCCUGGCCUCGGAGUGCGUCAAGUGCAACGAGGGCGACGAGGAGAUCAUCAAGGUUUAUCUCAAGGCCCGAGGCGAGGGCAGCACAAACCACGAGGAGAAGGUUCAGCUCAGGAGCGAGGUCCGGUACAUCCAGGAGGUGGUGCUGGAGCAGCACAACGGGAGCUGGAAGGGCCCCGAGAGGCUCCGGGGGGACUCCUGGGAGGAGCAGGAGGAGGAGAACUGCUCCAGCCAGGACGUGGAGACGCUCCAGGAGACGGCCAGGAGGCUCCUCAGGAGGCUGCAGGAGGCCGAGAAGCGCCAUCAGUUGGAGAGGAAAGCCUUCGAGAGGAAGGUGGCCCAGUACCAGGAGGAAGCGGAGCGGGCGAGCUCUGCCCUCCGGAGAGCGGAGAGGGACGUGGAGCAGAAGGAGGUGCAGGUGGACGAGCUCCAGAGGCUCCUGGCCGGGGUGGAAAAGGAGCGCCGGGCGUUGGUGGCCGAGCUGAGGGCCGGGGAGGCCGAGCUGGGGCGGCUGCGGGGCCUGGAAGGGGACAAGGUGGCCCAGCAGGAACGGGUGGCCCAGCUGGAGAAGGAGGUGGCCACGCUGCGGGAGAAGAUCCACCACCUGGACGACAUGUUGAAGAGCCAGCAGCGCAAAGUGCGGCAGAUGAUCGAGCAGCUCCAGAAUUCCAAGACGGUGAUCCAGGCCAAGGAUUCCACGAUCCAGGAGCUGAAGGAGAGGGUCUCCUACCUGGAGGCUGAGAACCUGGAGAUGCACGACCGGAUCGAGCACCUGAUCGAGCAGCAGGUCAGCCGGGGCGGGCACAGCGCCAGGGCCCGCUCCAAGUCGGAAUACGUGAGCAGGUACGGGGGGGGGGACACGGAAUUCCGGCCGGGAAGGGGCUGCCCCGCGGGUCUACGGCCUGGCUGGGAGGUGGUGCUGGGUUUGGGGAGGCUCCUCUGGAUUUGGGAACGCUCUUGGGAAGCAGGGAGGCUCCUCUGGAUUUGGGAACGCUCUUGGGAAGCAGGGAGGCUCCUCUGGAUCUGGGGAUGCUCUUGGGAAGCAGGGAGGCUCUGAUGGAUCAAGGAAUGC